UUAGCACAGUAUUAACACGAUGAUCAACGUUCGAACGGGACUAAAAUCCGCAGAAUAAUUAUUUGGAUCGGAUCGAGGUUCGCAGAAAAUGGCCGUCAAAUAUAAAGACAGAUACCUCAAUUACGGCGAUGUGAGACUUCAGAGAAGGAUUUCACUGUCUCUCGGUGAAAUUGUGGACAGGAUGGACAAUGCGACAAGCGAGGACAGAAAAAUUGUACAUUUGCAAAAACUUUUACAAGUUGAUCUAACGGAAAUUCUCUGCGACCAGUUGAAAAAGAAAUUGUUCGUCAUCAUUCAAAAAGAUUUGAAUAACUUAAACAGUGACAUAUUUGAACUCGCGUUUAAUUUACACUUGAAGUUGAUGAAAUCGAGUCCUUCAGAAUAUUCCACAUACUGCUUCAGGAAUGCUGUGCACACAUUGAUUUUGUUAACUGAACUGCAACAAGGCAAACAGAAGAACGCAGAUGACCCUAUUCUUUCCAGGCUUUUAUAUCUCUCAAAAUACGUACUGCAAAUAUUUAAUUUUGUCAUUAAUGAUAGUACAUCUUACUCGGACGAAUGUCUUAUGGAGAUGAAUGACCUCUUCGUUACUUUACUCUGCAAACGGACCAAUGAUGGCAACGGUCUAACACCGUUUGACAUUAUAUCUAACAUUGAUUUCAUGUCAAAUUGGUCAAGGAGAAUUGUACAUUCACAACGGUCUAGAACGAUAUUUUUAAAUUGCCUGAAAGGCCAUCAGGAAUUGAUAAAAUUACUACUAAUAAAUAUAAAAGAUUGGUACCAUUCUCCAAUAAUCCCAAAUAAGGAUACCACACUUCAUAUGUUAGAUGGAGAAAUAAUAAAGUUUUGUAAUUUCAUAUUUUCUUUUUGUACGAUAGUGAACAUUUGCAAAUUUCAAAGCAGCAGUCAGUUGUUGUCAGUGCUGAUAGAUGAUAAGCAUGUAGAUGUAACGUUUGUUUUGAAAAGCAGUUUUGAAUUUUUUAAACAGAGCAAAUAUAUACAUUCAUUACCACAAACAAUGAUUAAUUUCAUGGCUAAAAUGUUGGGUAUGAUUUUUAACAAUUCACUCAAUGUUGACAAAGCUAUGUUGGACAACAUGUUCCAGGACAUCCAUUUAUGGGUCCCUCCGCUGAUUAUUUUGUUAUCGGCAAUUAUUAAAAACGAAACAUCGGCACUAAAUUUCCUACAAGAAUUUGAAAAAGUCCAUAUUAAUUAUUCUAAAACAGAUUCUACCGAUGGCUAUGUAGAUUUGGCCAAAGCACAUGCAAACAGUAUGACUAAAUAUGUAUGCAAGUUAAUAGCCUAUGCCAUGAACAACAUCAUGAAGGAUGAAGACUGGGAUUCAAAUCUGGCAAAAAAUCUAUUAUUCAUCUUUGAAAAUGUGUUCACAAAAAAUCAAUAUUGCCAUAUUUUGGUUCACGAGGAACCGAAACUUGUUCCACACAUUCUUCACUUUUGUCAAAAUCCGAAGCCCAUAUCAGAAAGCAACCAAGAGCAACAAACUAUGAUCCUUGGAUGCCUUCAGAAAGUAUUUGCAGUUAUUCCAUUUUCCCUUCAGUGUCUGCAAAUGCUAAAAGAAGAGACUGCAGUACAAGAAAUGUUGGGCUUUGCUGAUUUUGGAACCGUCAAAUGCAACAAAUCAUGGAGGCUGACAUUUUUUCUGCUUACAACCAUUUUAAAAAAAUCAGAAGUCUACACAGCAGAGAGAAAAGUUUUAAUUAAAAAAUUAUUGUAUUACUUUAUUAAUUUACUUGAAACGGAAACAUUUUCGGCUUGUGAAGGAGAAGAGAAAGAGUUAUUAUGUCUUGUGUUCGCUUUCACUCAUGAUGUUAAUGGUCUAAUGUCUGUUUUGGAGCUGUCAGAUUCUGAAAGUGAAGUUACUGUAACGGACUCAAUUGAGGAGUAUCCACUGAACAUUACUGAAUUCAUAAGUAUUGCAUUAGAGCUUGAAGGAUUGGAAACAUGCUUGCAGCUAACAUCAUUAAAACUCCUGAGAAAUAUGGCAAAUUCCUUGGACUGCUGCCUUUAUCUUCAAAAUCAAUUCAAUUUCAUGGUCAAACUUGAAAAUUCUAAGCAAUUUAUCAACUCUGAUGCCACAAGACAGUCAUUUCCAAUCAUUGACGAAAUCCUUAAAGCAGUAUUCUUCAGUGGUUCUAAAAAUGAUGAUGAAUCUGCAAAUAAAACUUCCAGUAUAACUGACUUGUCUCGGUUUUUUGAACAUUCGUUGGGCCACGAGCUGGAAAAGCUCUGGCUAGAAUAUUUGCCAGAUUUCACUGCUAAUUCAUCAGAUUUAAACCUCCAGAGCUUGCCGUUUGAGGAACUGUUAUUAAACCUUGAUAAAAUUACUAUGCCUUUACAUUCGCAUUCUGAUGUUGAAUUAAACUGGUCGGAUAUUGAUGAUAUUCAGUUAACAUCAGAGGAUAUGUUCGGCAUAGAAUUAACUCUAAGGUAUGGAAAAUUAAAUAGAUUAAUUGACAAUGGUGCAGAAUAUUCUAGCGAUCUCCAAAUAAUAAUUAAAUGUUUAAAAAAAGCAUUUGGACUCAGGCUAGAAGAAUUUAUAGGUUUUAACUGGUUUUCCGCCACAAUUUUCCUACUGAAUGAAGGCAACAUGGAAAGGUGAAAUAGCCUUUUAUUUAUU
This is a messenger RNA of Cimex lectularius (bed bug), 2638 nucleotides long. RefSeq lists its product as uncharacterized. Bases 89 to 2620 code for a protein of 843 amino acids. The record is from RefSeq and is a predicted model, not a curated record. Lineage: Eukaryota; Metazoa; Arthropoda; Insecta; Hemiptera; Cimicidae. The transcript is spliced from 6 exons.